Messenger RNA from Oryzias melastigma (Indian medaka), 1375 nucleotides. Its product is annotated as gap junction Cx32.7 protein. The transcript has 3 exons. The coding region runs from base 224 to 1132 and encodes 302 amino acids. Gene Ontology annotation, biological process: cell communication. Gene Ontology annotation, cellular component: connexin complex. Lineage: Eukaryota; Metazoa; Chordata; Actinopteri; Beloniformes; Adrianichthyidae. The record is from RefSeq and is a predicted model, not a curated record.
AUGUUUUGGAGACUUGAAAUCAGCAGCUGUGACUUUUAUCUGCAAAGUCACAAACUUUGAGAAAAUAAAAGCUGCUUGGCCUUGUGCGAGGGUCUGUCUGCUCUGGCUUCCAAAAACAACCCCAUGAUCUCAUUUGAGAAGAAAUAAUCCGUAGAAUGCAUGAACUCUGCUUGUUGUAGAGCGUGAUUUCAGUGGAUCUUGAACGGGACGACGAGACGCUGACAUGGGAGAGUGGGAUGUUCUGGGCCGUCUGCUGGAUAAGGUGCAGAGCCACUCCACAGUGAUCGGCAAAAUCUGGCUCACCGUGCUGUUCAUUUUCCGCAUCAUGGUUCUGCGCACCAGCACUGACAAGGUGUGGGGAGACGAGCAGUCGGACUUCGUCUGCAACACUCAGCAGCCCGGCUGCAGGAACGUCUGCUACGACCUCGCUUUCCCAAUCUCUCACGUCCGCUUCUGGGUUCUUCAGAUCAUCGCCAUUGCUGCACCCAAGCUGCUGUACCUCGGCCAUGUUCUUCAUGUGAUCCAUGUGGAGAAGAAGCUGAAGGAGAGGAUGCAGAAGCAGGGCGAGCUUGACCAGGCCAACCUCUUCCUCAGGAGGGCCUUCAAGAUUCCCAAAUACACCAAGGACAACGGCAGGACCAGCCUCCGCGGAAGCCUCCUCCGCACUUACGUAAUGCAUCUAGUGGCCAAAAUUGUUCUAGAAGUUCUGUUUCUGGUGGGUCAGUACUUCCUUUAUGGGUUCACUCUGGAAGCUCGCUACGUCUGCACCAGCUUCCCCUGCCCUCACAAGGUGGACUGCUUCCUGUCCAGACCCACAGAGAAAUCGGUCAUCAUCUGGUUCAUGCUGGUGGCCGCUCUGGUCUCUCUGGCUCUCAGUAUAGUAGAGCUGGUCUACCUCUGUGUGAGGAGCAUCAAGGAGUGCGUGGCCAGGAGGCAGGACUACACCGUCACCCCGGUGACACCACCGAGUUCAAAGAAGCUUCCGAAAACCCAGGAUGAGGUGAUCCAGAACUACGUCAACUCGGAGUUGGAGCUACAUGGACGAAAGCUGCGCAUGAACGGGAUCCCUGGAGGGGUGCAGGAAGGAGGGAGCUUGUCGCCUGACACUAAUGUUGGGGAGAUCCACAUCUGAUGGUGGGGAGUGACCGUCUCUCCACUCCCUGAAGGUCUGCUUGUUGUUUGACUUGGUGGUGGGGGGGUUGUCCCAGAGCGGGUAAGGAGAGAGGAGCGUGAACGACCAGCUUCAGCAAACAGAACUUAUUCACAUGUAAAGUGUUGCUUUGAACAAACCUCAAGUUACCCAUCUGGCAACAUGAUUAACCACAUUUAGACAGACUUUGACUGCUGGUUUAAUAAACGUUUUAUUAAAAAAUUA